This is a messenger RNA of Leptonychotes weddellii (Weddell seal), 2724 nucleotides long. RefSeq names its product transmembrane O-methyltransferase. NCBI's taxonomy places the organism in Eukaryota, Metazoa, Chordata, Mammalia, Carnivora, Phocidae. The record is from RefSeq and is a predicted model, not a curated record. Gene Ontology annotation, molecular function: catechol O-methyltransferase activity. Gene Ontology annotation, biological process: catecholamine catabolic process; developmental process; dopamine metabolic process.
AAAAGACAGCUUUUCUGAGCUAUGGUUUGUAAAAUAUAGGGAUAAUACAAAUGACAAGCAAUGGUGGGUGUGGGUUUCCCUCCCUGCCUCCCUUCACCCCAGAGCCCUGGUAGGGACCAUGUCCCCCGCCAUCGCACUGGCCUUCCUGCCCCUGGUGGUGACACUGCUCGUGCGAUACCGGCACUACUUCCGACUGCUGGUGCGUAUGGUCUUGCUGCGGAGCCUCCGAGACUGCCUUUCAGGGCUGCGGGCUGAGGAGCGGGCCUUCAGCUAUGUGCUCACCCACGCCCUGCCUGGGGACCCCAGUCACAUCAUCACCACCCUGGACCACUGGAGCAGCCACUGCGAGUACCUGGGCCACAUGGGGCCUGUCAAAGGUCAGAUCCUGAUGCGGCUGGUGGAGGAGAAGGCCCCUGCUUCCGUGCUAGAGCUGGGCACCCACUGCGGGUACUCCACAUUGCUUAUUGCCCAUGCCCUGCCCCCCGGGGGCCGCCUUCUCACCGUGGAGUGGGACCCACGCAUGGCAGCAGUGGCUGAAAAACUCAUCCGCCUGGCUGGCUUUGACGAGCGCACGGUGGAGCUCAUCGUGAGUAGCUCAGAGGAGGUGAUCCCACGCCUACGAACCCAGUACCAGCUGAGUCGGGCAGACAUGGUGCUCCUGGCACACCGGCCCCGAUGUUACCUGCGAGACCUGCAGCUGCUGGAGGCCCACGCCCUGCUGCCAGCUGGUGCCACUGUGUUGGCUGACCAUGUGCUCUUCCCUGGUGCACCUCGCUUCCUGCAGUAUGCCAAGAACUGUGGCCGCUACCGCUGCCGCCUCCACCACACUGGCCUCCCAGACUUCCCUGCCAUCAAGGACGGCAUAGCCCAGCUCACCUAUGCAGGGCCUGGCUGAGGUCCAGGCCCAGGGGUACUUACUGCCACCCCUCCACCCCCACCCAAGCAAGGACCUCAGAACAUCCCCUCCCCCACUGCUUGUGGCCUGACACAUGCUGAGCUCUGGGGGGCAGUGUGUGGGGGGGAAGGCUGUCCUCCCACCUUUGCCCUACUCCUGUUCCACACUGAUUCAGGCAUCAAGUUCUGUCAGAUUGCUUGGUCCCACUGGCCCCUCUCCUUCCAGAGAGAGUCAUGGAUUAACAGGCAAGAGUCCUGAGCUCCCAACCCAACUCUAUCACUGAUUUUCUGGGUGACUCCAAAGGAGUCCCUGUGCUGCUCUGAGAUUUAAUCUGCUUUCUUAACACCAAGGAAGCUGGCUGGAAGAGCUCCAGGGGCGUCCCAGCUCCGGGCCACAGAAAGCCUGCCCUCCCCAGCCCAUGCAGUUCCAGGUGGGAUCAGAGGAAACAGAGAGGCUCUGAAGGAAUAUAUGAAUAUAAGCUGGGCCAGAGAUGGAGCCUGGGCCCAGAGCCAGGGACACUCUGGCCUUCCUUAGCCCUGGACCGCAUGGUCAGGUAGGCUUGCCCUAAGUCCCCUGUGUGCCCUCUCCCUAAAGCUCAAGAGAAGAUGCUGGAUUCCUCUGGGCCCCACCAACAAAUAGGGAAUAGACACGGGGGGGAAAAAAUCAGUCCUGUGUCUUUAUUAAAGGGAGUUAGAGACUAUACCUGGCAACCAAAGGGCGAAGUACUAGGCAGAAAGGUGGGUUGGGCUCAGGCCCUGGGGACUCAAGGGCAAACUGAUGGCCUGGGAGGGGCCAAGGAGACCAGUUCCUGGCAGCAGCUGAAGAAAUACCCAAAGGUGAGCUUUCAGGCACUGGGGCAAACAGCUGGUUCUGCAGGGGAUGCAGGGUAAGUUCGGCUGGCCUGGAAUUUCCCUGAGGCCACCCUGCCUUGUCUACCUAGAUCAUCCACUGGUCCUGAUCCUGUUCGUUGCCUUCCAUGUCCACCUGGAGAGAAGGCUGGGUGUGGGUGGGAAGGGGCCUCAGCCACCCAGCCAGCCCCAGUCCCAGAUCCUGCCCGUCUGGAACCAGCGUCUCUGUAACCCUUGGCCACCAGUUAGGUCAGGGGUAGGGGCCCUCCCCCACACCCCUGCCUACCUCAUUGACCUCUCCAUCAUCAGGUGACUCAUUGUAGUCAUUCAUCUCAUCCAUGUCCUGCAUGUCCUCAUCAUCCUCUGAGUCCUCUUCACUAUCUUCAUCAUCAUCUUCAUCCUCCUCUUCCUCAUCAUCAUAGUGCUGGUGAGGCAGGGAAGAGCCUAUAGGCUCUAUAGGGCUGCCUGGACCAGUUCAAGGGCUGGUCCACUUGGAGCCAGUCUCUGGGAACAAUGAAUGACCCUCCAUUCCCCAACCUUGCCCCACCUUUUUGAGUCUAGGAAGCUGAUGCAUGUUCUGUAGGACCUUAGUGCUGGGUCCAAUGGCCACCCACUCUACAUCCCCUUUACAGCCUCCACCCAGAGCUGAAGACCACAACUGCUCUGGGAUCAGAGGCAGAACUUUCAGAAGUAGAGCAGAGCCUUGGUCUGCCUGGGCCCCACACAAGCCCUACCUGCUGGAACCACUCACCUCUGAGGCCGGCUUGCCAAUAGGUACCAGGUUGUUGUCUUUCUCUGCGAUGCUCUGGAGCUAUGGCCAAAGUGGGAGGAGAGCAUGGUCAGGGCACAAGCAGGACAGGUCAGGGACAUGGGACUGGCCCAUUCUGCCCCUAAGAUGACCCCUUAAAUGUGGAGAAGCUUCCUUCCAGUUUCCUGAAAGAGACAAUCCCUUUAUCUCUUGUCAUCUGCCACUUACUUAUA